AUGGCUGUUGAUGCCCUAACAGACAAUUCCCUCCCCGCAUCCUCUGAUUCCGGCAUCAAGGUUGCUUUCACCUAUUACUCUUUUCGAUCUGACUUCCCUUUCUCGCUUCUUGCCUUUUUUGCAGGUUAUUGUGAGGGUGAGGCCUUUCUCGCUUAUGGGCUUUUCUUCUUCUCCUUCAUCCUGGUUCGAAUUUGCGAAUGCUGGUGGCACGAGGAGGCGACAACGACAUUUCGGGUGGAGGCUCGUCGUCGAGGUGGGAGGCGUCCUUUCCUUCCUUAUUCCUGGUUCGUUCACGCAUGGAGAGGAAGCGAUUUGGAGGCACCGUGGUCACGACAAAGCGUCUCCGCGGCGCAAGGGAGUUUCACGGCAAAGCGUCUCCGCAUCGCCAUUAUUGCUGCAGAGACCUAUAUAAGAACAUUUCAUGACCAUUGUCUUCCACUCCAAUUCCUGACAUCCCCCUCUCUCGCAUUCAUACUAAAACAAUCACUUUACAUACUCAUUAUUCCGGAACUGGCAAACUCGAAUUCACAGAAACCAUGGCUACACGAUCAAGAAGAUCGCAACAAGAGAACCAUAACGGACUUAUACAAAGCCAUAACCUCAGAGGACACCAACACAAUGCACCGUCUUCUAGCCCCAGACUUGGAGUGGUGGUUCCACGGCCCACCCUCCCACCGCCACCACCUCAUUCCUCAUCUCACCGCCGCCACCACCUCCUCUUCCUCCUCCAAGCCUGUGCUGGUUCCUGACCUCAUCGUUGGCUUCGGAUCAGUGACCAUCGCUGAAGGGUUCGACGAGACCAACUUGGUGUGGUGGGUGCACGCGUGGACCACCACCGCAGACGGCGUCAUCACGGAAAUUAGGGAGUACGUCAACACCUCCGUGACCGUCACCAGGCUCGGCUUCCAUGGCUCGGACGAUGUUGUUGCUUCUGCCAUGUGUACAAGCGUUUGGCAGAGCAAGCUUUGCGACGAGUCUGUUCCAGGACUCAUUCUCGCCAUCUAGUGAAGUGAAGUUCUAAAAGGGUUGGUUGGUUGGUUGUUUCUGAAGUUCCCUAUAUAUCUGUCAGUGUAGUGUUGUGUGACUUUUAAGUUGAAUGAAAGAAUCUUCUUGUU
This is a messenger RNA of Vigna angularis (adzuki bean), 1115 nucleotides long. RefSeq lists its product as uncharacterized. Lineage: Eukaryota; Viridiplantae; Streptophyta; Magnoliopsida; Fabales; Fabaceae. The transcript is spliced from 2 exons. The coding region runs from base 1 to 1005 and encodes 334 amino acids. The record is from RefSeq and is a predicted model, not a curated record.